UUUAAAUGCCGCGCGUAAAUUGUUCAUCAUAAAGAAUACAAAGUGCAAAAAAUGCAAAAAUGUUUAUAUUUUAUUUUAGCUUAUUCGCUAGUAGUUAAAACUUUGCCAUGUACUGUCUAAAGAUGUUAAAAUUAAGAAAGUAUAAGUACACAUUACCUACGUUAUUUCAUAUUCCUGUGGUAUGUUUUAGUUGAUGCCCGCGGGUGCUUCGCAUGAGCCGAUCGGUAAGUUUGCUUGAUCAGUGAUACAAACGUACAGAACCAACGAACGGUGGCGCGAGGGACGGCGUGAGGCGUCGAGCACUCCCGAGUCCCCGUCGGCGGACGGCGUUCAGUGUACGCGCGUCAAACAGCGCGAGUGGUUGUACGGUCAUGCGAGAAGCGGCUGGCAGAAUGGCCGAGCUCGAGUUCGAAGCGCCUCUCGCGCAAAUCGAGGAGGCUGAUGACUGUCUCUCAACUGCUGACUACCCGCAGAAAACCAUAAAUGGCAAUGACAUUCGUCUUAACAAUAUCAAUAAUAUGAAACGUGAAAUGGUCAAAAUGAAAACUGACUCAAACAAAAUAAACGAUAACGAGGAACCUAAACCGGUGAAGUGUAAACAGGACAACAUGCAAAACGGUGAAGGAGACAAUUUCACGGAGACUUUCUCCGGCUCGCUCGAAGAUUUGGUGAACACUUUUGAUGAGAAGAUUACCAAGUGCUUCGGUAACUACGAGGAGAGUGUGGAGAAGCUGGCUCCAGUGCAGGUUCGCACCCAGGAGGAGAUAAUGAAUGAAUGCCAAAUGUGGUGGACAAUCACAGGAAACUUCGGAAACAUUCUUCCGAUUGACUGGACAAAAUCGUUCUCCAGGAAGAUGCAUAUCCCAACCUUGAACCUUAAUGAGAAAAAGAGUUCAAUGACGCCGGAUGACGAGAUCCACAGCUCGGAGGACGAGGCAGUGGCCUCAGACUUAGACAUGCACGCGCUCAUCCUGGGAGGCCUGCACCAGGACCACGAGUGCCCCGUCAAGACUGCUGAUGAGGUGAUUCAAGAGAUAGACGACAUGAUGCAGGACACCCCGUCUUCGGAAGGUGACAUCAUAGAGUACAACGAGGCUCUGGAGAAGGGGAAGGAGGUGCUCAGCGCGCCGCUCUAUGAAGAUAAACUGCGCACAUUCUCGCUAGCUCAACUGAACGAGAUUUUCAUGGAGUUGGAGGUUCUGAUCCGCGAGUUUUCGGAGACCCUGAUCGCGGAGCUGGCGCUGCGUGACGAGUUGGAGUACGAGAAGGAGCUGAAGAACACCUUCAUAUCACUCCUGCUCGCCGUACAGAACAAGAGGCGCCAGUACCACCUGGAGAAGAAGAAGAGGCCUCUACCGCCGCGUUCGCCUAACUUGAAUAGCUCGCAUUCUGAGCCAAAGUAUCUGACUACAGUGAUACCGUUCCACCUGGACAACGGCCCACCAGAUAACCAAUCUCUACAAGUGCUCAUUAAGAUUCUGAAGGCAAUCAACGAGGACAGUCCCACCGUGCCGACGCUGCUAACAGACUAUAUCCUGAAGGUCCUCUGUCCAACAUAAACAUUCGACGACUCUAGCCAAUUGAAUAUAUUCAACACAUCCAACAUUUCAACAUUUCAACAUUUGCACACUUCACUGUCUAACAAUAUUACUUAGGCCAUAUCAUUGUCGACACAGAUAUUUACACUUAGAAUAAAUAGGUGUUGUUAUCGAUUAGAGCUGGGGAAUAAUAACCAAGACAUAAACUAAAGAAUUUAGGUCCAACAACUAUUGUAGAGCAAGCGAGAGAGCGCUCUACGAACUAUCGCUCUAUCUCGCUUUAACAACUGCAAGUCUAACUUUAAGAUAUAGGUGUUGGCUUCAAGUUCUCUCUAUUAUGAAUAUAAUUUAUAUUUGUAAUGGAGAAUAAUAUUCAUGGAUUGGUUAGUAAUUUUUGGCGUAAAGGUGUGUUGAGAUCGAAUUAUCACGUGACCAAACUGGAGACAACAUAUUAUGAACAUAAGGAGCCUGAUCAAAGGCUGGAAUAAAUGUGUUAUAAUACAUUCGAAAUAUAAUUCGGAUUAAGAAUUUAAAAAUUUAACUUUAUUUGAGAUUAAACUAAAAAUGCAGUCGGUAAAAACUUGGACCAUCCAAAAAAAAAAUACGGGGCUUCGUUCUGGUCAGUUGUACUGACUUGCAAAACAAUAUAUAAUUAAUUUAAAUUAUUUUACUGUCACCUUCCAAAUAGCAUUUAUUCCAGCCAUUGAUCAAACCAACCAACUCGAUAAACUCACAAUCGAUAUAUCAAAACACCUUUAUCAGAAUAGAUUAAAUUUAUCAAUAAAAAUAUUAAUAUUAAAUAUUCAUCUCGUAUAUCCGUAAAAAUAAACGAAAAAAAAAUACACAUUUUACACGACAAUUGUCACCCUGUUAUUAUAAUUUGCUGUUAUUUUGAAUUGAUUAUAAUAAGUCCGUUUUAAGAAAAUCCAUUUGACAGGUCGAAAAAUUGACGAAAUAGUGAAGAGCAAAACGAACGAUUCGAAUUCAUCAAAAUUUCAACUAAAAAAGGUUUUUUUGUUACAUUGGUCAAUUUUAUGAGCUGUCAAAAGAUCCUUCCUAAAACGGACAAAGUAUAAUGUACUCUGUUGUUCUGUUGAAUGUCCACGCCAUAGCAAUCUUCUUCACUAAUUCCAAGUGUUAAAUAUAUAUUCAACUCUCUUUAUUUGCAUAAAUGAACUGUGAUAUCAUUAAGAUAGUUUAAUUAACGCUUCCUUUUAAGGUUUUACGUAACUAUUUGUUAUUUUAAUUAUCUCAAACAUUAAAAUAUAUAUAUUUAUUUUAGAUUAUCAUAUUUCAACAAUUGUCAUCGGCAGAAUGUGAAUUCAAAUGUAAAUAUUUUAAAAAAUAUAUUGAAAAGUGGAAUUGUCCUCUCAAAACUUUUAGCUAAAUUUAAGGUAUCUAGGUAACACGAAAGAGGCUUGUAAAUAAUUUAAUAUCAGCUUCUAGGACUCUUAGCUUAACUAUUAUUAUAAUUUAGACCUUAACUCAUUUUUAUUGAACAUCGAAUUUUGUUUCUUAUUAUUUUACUGUUAUACGGUGUUGCCACAAAGUUUUGUUUGUAGACAGCUGUUAUUAAGCUGCUUUUAACAUUCAGCUUGUUCAGUGCUACCAACGACGAUACUAAAUAUUUUUAUCUUAUUGACAAAAUAAGGAAAAGGAGACUAAUUGACUUUCGAAUACGAUACCGCAAUUGCGACUGAAUACUGAACUGAAAUCGGCUCUAAAGGCUAAAAAAUCAACAUUUGUCUACAUAUAAUUAUUGUCAAAAAGAGAAUCCGUCUUAAAACACAGCUCUGUAGCAACACCGAUAGUGUUAAGAUUACUAGCAUUAGAGUGCCCGAAAUAAACCAGCUAAUUAUGUUUAUAGUAAUUCCAUUAAUCAUGAAAAUUAAUUAUACAUAACGUGUUAGAAUUAAGUUGUAUCUCUAGUCUCAACAUUUAGUAGUCAUACAUUUGUUAUUACUUUCCAAGACGGCGGGAGCUCGGAUGUCCUUCAAAGUAUAAUAAUAUUGCAUGAUAAGUAUGUAACUAUUGUUGUAAUUUUAAAAAUACAUUUUAUUGUAUGUAAUUCGGUUUGCAAAAUUAUUUAUGGCGAUCGCUUCUGUCGCACGUUUGAUCUACAUUAGGGAAUCAGCAAUGUUGCGUAAAGUGUUGAAUGAAUGGACUGGACAAGGUACCCAAUGGGCACAGCGCAUUCAAUACAAUAGUCUUCUAUUCUCCUUAAAUAUGACUAUAAAAUAUUUAAAUAAUUUCCUUUCAAUAAAUGUUUACCUAUUGAUGUAAAAUAAUAUACAAUACCUAUUGAAUACUGUCUAAUGAGGCGCAAUAGAUUACUAUAUCAGAUAUUUAAACGAUUAUAAAUAUUAAUAAACGUUAUCUUAAAAAAGAUAUAAUCAAUUAAAUGUUGCCUAUCACUGUCUGGCUUUCAAAUUUGUUGUUUUUGUGAACGCAUUGUAAGUACCUGGUCGAAAUAAAGGAGCUUGAAUGAUGUCA
Molecule: messenger RNA, 4031 nt
Organism: Trichoplusia ni (cabbage looper)
Lineage: Eukaryota; Metazoa; Arthropoda; Insecta; Lepidoptera; Noctuidae
Gene: Unc-76
Product: fasciculation and elongation protein zeta-2
Exons: 8
Coding region: 372-1559 (395 amino acids)
Cellular component (GO): cytoplasm; axon
Source: RefSeq, a predicted model, not a curated record